CCCUCCCUGUCUCUCUCCUCCACGCCUCCUCCGUGCUGCUGAUCCGCGGGGUGUCGGUGCGCUCAGACGCGCUCGGCGUUCAGACUCGUAAGGACCCCGAUGGCCCCUAACCAGAGGGACUGCGCUAACAAGACGACCAGCCCAGGCUUCAAGCUCCCCUAGCGAAGGCAGGACCCCGAGAGCCUGCUCCUGGAAUACCGCAUUGUUUUGUAAUUUCCAACAAGAGAGAGAGAGAGAGAAAGCGGAUGAUGCUGAUGAUGCGCCCGCGAUGGUGGAUUUCCCUUUUGUGCGUCUGUGGAUUGAUGCACGUCGGUCAGCAGAGCAGCCCUAAUGCCCAAAAUGGAGACGCCUUGUCGAGCUUGAAGGCUCUUCGUGAUGCGGGCAGGUUUGUCGGGAAGGAGGACACGGUGCCUCUCCGCCUGCUCUACAGCAGGCACAACCACAGCCAGAUCACCGAGGAUGAGCUCAGCACCCGGGUUAAAGCCAGCUCCGGCUCCACACAGGUGAACCAUGUGGCCCAAGCAAGCUUUCAAGUCGACGCUUUUGGCAGAAAAUUCCUCUUGGAUGUGGAACUGAACCAUGAUCUGCUGUCAUCAGGGUACGUGGAGAGGCAUUUGUCAGAGAAAGGGAAGACUGUCGUCACCAGUGGAGGAGAGCACUGCUACUAUCAGGGGAAGGUUAGAGACAUUCCUCACUCCUUUGUGGCUGUCUCAACCUGUCACGGAUUGUAUGGGAUGUUUUUCGAUGGCAAUCACACCUACAUGAUUGAACCUGGAGGACAGGGCAACAGCAAUGGAGGCAUUCACAUGAUCUAUAAAUCUGCAGGGCAUGAGGGAUUUAAUGAUCUCCUCAGUGGUGAUUUUCCAGAGCCGCCUUUUCCCAGUCCUCCAUUUCCCGGGUCAAGAGUUGUUCACAGGAGAAAAAAGAGACAGGCUCCACAUGAGUCACACAAUGUAGACGAUGAGAUCAAAUACAUUGAGUUGAUGGUGAUCAAUGACCAUUUAAUGUACAAGAAGCAUCGGCUUUCCGUUGGACACACGAAUAACUAUGCGAAGUCAGUCGUCAAUAUGGCUGACAUGAUUUUCAAGGAACAGCUUAAUACCCGGAUUGUGCUGGUUGCGAUGGAAACAUGGGCAGCCGACAGUAAGUUCAACAUUGACGACGACCCCAUGGUGACGCUGAAGGAGUUCAUGAAGUAUCGAAAAGACUUCAUCAAGGAGAAAUGCGACUCUGUUCACCUCUUCUCAGGGAAUCGUUUCCAUAGCAGUUGGGGUGGAGCUUCCUAUAUGGGAGGCGUUUGUGCUCUGACUAAAGGAGGGGGAGUCAAUGAGUACGGGAAAACAGAUGAGAUGGCCAUAACCCUCGCUCAGUCUCUUGGACAGAACGUUGGCAUCUUCUCUGACAAGAAGAGGAUCCUCAAUGGCGAGUGCAAGUGUGAUGACCGUUGGUCGGGCUGUAUCAUGGAUGAUGUUGGUUUCUACCUGCCCAAGAGGUUCUCUGACUGCAAUGUGGAGGAGUACCAUACCUUUCUAAACAGCGGUGGAGGAGCCUGUUUGUUCAACAAACCUCUGAAGCUUUUGGACCCUCCGGUGUGUGGAAAUGGCUUCGUGGAGCCAGGAGAGGAGUGUGACUGUGGCAGCCCAGCGGAGUGUGCCAGCGAGGGGGAGGCCUGCUGCAACAAGUGCACUCUGACCCAAGGCUCCAAGUGUAGCAAUGGACUCUGCUGCAACAAAUGCCAGAUGGAGUUCAUGGGAGUUGUGUGCAGAGAUUCAGUGAACGGCUGCGACAUCCCAGAAAACUGCACAGGCAAUUCCAGCCAGUGUCCACCAAAUGUGCACAAGAUGGAUGGCUACACAUGUGAAAAGGACCAGGGUCGCUGCUUCAAUGGAAGGUGCAAAACCAAAGACAGACAGUGCAAGUACAUUUGGGGCGAGAAGGCAACAGCGGCUGACAAGUUCUGUUACGAGAAGUUAAACAUUGAAGGGACAGAGAAAGGCAACUGUGGGAAGGACAAGGACACCUGGAUCCAGUGUAACAAACAGGAUGUUCACUGCGGGUACCUGCUGUGCUCCAACAUCUCACCUGCCCCGCGACUGGGAGAGCUGCAGGGAGGGAUGACCUCUUUCUCAGUCGCCCGGCACAGUGCUUCUCUUGAGUGCAGCGGGGCUCACGUGCUGAUCGAUGGAGACACUGACCUGGGAUACGUCGAGGAUGGGACCGCCUGCGGGACAGACAGCAUCUGUUUUAAUCACAAAUGUCUCCCCAUCCAACAGUUAAACUUCAGCACCUGUCCCGGGACCACUGACAAGAUCGUCUGCUCGGGACACGGGGUGUGCAGUAGUGAGCUGAAGUGUGUGUGUUACCUGGGAUGGGCAGGAGAGGACUGUAACUCGACGUCUCCUCUCAGUUCUCUUGUGGCCGGACCCACUGCUUCAGUCUCAGGUAUCAGCAGUACCAACAUCAUCAUCGGGGCCAUCACAGGUUCCAUCCUCGUCCUCGCCCUCAUACUGGCUACGACAGCCUGGUGUUACAAGAGCUACAAGCAGAGAUGCUAUGUUGAGUCUGAAGUUCACCGAAGAUUCUGCCGGCAAUUGGCCCCAGGUGACUAUGUAACAAAGCCUGGGGAUGCCGACUCCUUUUACAGUGACAUGCCUCCAGGUGUCAGUACAAACUCUGGCUGCAGCUCCAAGAAGAGAUCUAAUGGACUAUCCCACUCGUGGAGCGACAGAAUCCCAGAUGCCAAACACAUCUCUGACAUCUGUGAAAAUGGGCGACCGAGGAGCAACUCAUGGCAAGGAAAUCUGAGCGGUAAUCGUAAGAAACUGAAAGGAAAGAAGUUCCGUGCUCGUUCCAACUCCACAGAGACGCUAUCCCCCGCCAAGUCUCCCACUUCCUCUACUGGAUCUAUUGCAUCCAGCAGGAGAUACCCGUACCCCAUGCCCCCUCUCCCCGAUGACCAGAGGAAAGCCAACAGGCAGAGCGCCAGGCUGUGGGAGACUUCAAUAUAACAGCCUUCUUACCCACCCAGUCCUCAAGGAACUACACUCGUCUCUCCUUUUCUAUGAAUGAAACACAUAAAAAUGAAACAAAAUUGACUCUAAGCGAUUGAAGAGAAAGAGAGAGAGAGCCCCCCACUGGAGUGGAAAUAGGCAAAGGUGUGUGUGAGUGAGUGUGUACAAGCAUCUCCGAGGCUGUCUUGCCAGACGGCUUCAUUCGGCAGAUCUCUACAAGACAAUGCAGAGUGCCGGCGGAGAAACCAUCUCCACAUCCACUCCAGAACAGCUGGAGCUCAGACUGAGCUGUUCCUGUCUGCUCAGGCCUCAACUAUAGGACUGGAAACCCCCUCUACUCCAACCCCUUUACCUGUCCUCAAACAUCUGCACCACCUUUACAUCCUCUCUUCAUACCCCCCCCCCUUGCUAGUUGUUUCUAGCAAGAAGAAACCAGGAGCAGGUCAUCGUAUCACACUGCAUCUCUGGAUUUGUUGGAUCAUUUUGACGCACGUGAAUCACUGUAGAAACUCCAACACUGUAUGCAUGAGUCAACCCUGUUUAUCAGCAACCUCCUCCUACUGAAAAGACAAGAAGAACAGUGGUCCAAUCUGAGAAGAAAGCAUGCGAGGGGGCAGUGAUUUUAAUACCUUCUGUAGGCUUAAAUGCUUUCUCACCACUAUAGGUAACCCAUAUUGUAUCACCAGUUAAUGCCCAUAACCCAUGACAUGGACCCAACCUGACCCGUCCUGCCCUUCCUCCCUUCAAUAUGUUUGUGCGUGUGUAAAUAUGUACAGUAAAAACACACACAGAGUAUGUUUUUGCUUUUACUUUGAAAGAGGAAAAGAUUGAGAAUUCUCUUCCUGCCGCAUUGUGUCGUAGGCAGAAGUGGAUCUCUGUAGAUCAGCGUAGGAGACCCCGCACUCGUUCUUCUGUCUGUUUCUAUCCCUCUGGCUUUUUCCUGUGUGACUGUGAACUCUAUAGCUUUUUCCAUCCACAGCAGAAUGUAAACGUGUUUUUAUAUUAUCUUAACACUAGUUUCCAUCCAUCUCUGGGGGAAAUACACAGACAUCCAGUAAUGACUGAGGGAAGUAUCGAUACAAAUGUUGAUCAUGGCACAUUAAAGAUGCUGCUGGAAGUGGUUGUUGAUGAAUAUUAUUUAGGAAAAUUUAAAUAGUUUUAUGUGUUUGAUGUAGUUGUAGAUGUGCCACUUUUCACCCAUGGUAGUUUUUGGAAAUUUCAAAUUGAUAAUAUUAAGAUGUUAGUUCCCCCUUGAUUCUACAUUCGGGUGUUGGGGACCAGUGUGCUCCCAUUGUCACUGUGGCAGCACAUGAAGUCGCUCAGAUGAACGUGAGAACAAGAAUAACUUGAGUGCAGUUAAUUACCUUACUUGUGCGAGGAACCUGGAAACUGAUGGAAAUGUGCAUUUUGGAUUUAGCCGUAAUGAUUGAGAUAUUUAGCCUUGUAAAUGAUUAACUAUGCUGUACAGUGCUUGCUGUUUAAGCUUGUGAAGACCAACAGCAUGACAGUUCUAUAAUCAAAUGAUUUUAUUUCUCUGGUAGGCUAUUUGUGAGACCAUAACGGGAAACAAGCAUGUCACUGAAAGACUUUUCCGCCCCAUUGCCUUUUUGCUGUCGUCUAAAUGGGUGAGUGUUCCACAGACUACACUGCUUGUCAGCAAAGUCGGGGCAAUUUAUGGCAGGAUGUUUAAAAAUGAUUGAGAAUGGACUUUUAGUGCUGAUGUGAAGCCAGUGUAGCUAUUUAAGGUUGAUUUUCUUGGAAACUGCUCCCAUCUCACUCCCCAAAAGCAAGUCCUUUGUACAGCUACAACUCAUUGUUCUACCUUGUGUAGAAAUUGUUGUCUUAAGGCCUCCUGUUAAGUCAUUUUACUGUUGUUUAGUUGUUGUUCCGGUGUGGGCACGUAUUCAUUUGUAAUUCAUGUAUGCGUUAGGACUGUAUAGUUAAUACGAUCUUCACAGUAUUGAACUAAUGUUGCUACUAUUAUCUUUUUUUAUUAAGUACUUUUGUAAUGUUCACUUCUUUCUCAGCGUUAUGUACAGCAACGAUUCAAACAGUAAUUAAGUGCAUUAUUGUAAUUAUGUGUGUUGAUGAGUUUGAAUGGAGACCAUUUUUUUUAAACACAUUUGUCCUGAGGGCCAAUAGAAGCAGUCGUUCCUUUGGCAUGUGCUAAUCUGUAUCAUAUAAGGUUUGGACACACGUAAUGUUGUGAAUGAGAUCUAUAUGGGCUCAUGAUUUGCCUUCUACCAGAGCUUUCUUCUUUGCUCUGGUCUUAAAGUAUUUGUCAGUGUCGAGUGGCCCAGUCAUCUUCCUGGGCUACACCAAGGCAUGCGGAGAGCAUUAUCUCAGAGCUUUGAGUAAUAAUUUUAACAUCAUAAUACUGUGCAACAGCGAAACAUUUCUCCUGGUGUUAUGUACAUUGCACUAUGAGGACUCUCCGCUCAGGAUGGGACCACCUGGACUGCAGUCAAUCCUCCGAACAUAUCUGCUGCGUCUGCCUGCGCACGGUCGGACUGACGGAUCACAACAGGACCACUCUGGCAAAACAUCCCCUCAGAUGAGCCAUCUGUCUCCAUCUGGCCAGAGACUCGAAUGUAUUCAUGUACCACCCAGUCUCAACCAUGUGGUCCCAUUCUGCCAGACACAUCAGCACUCUGCUGCAGGAACUUUGAAAAAACCCACAUGUACUAGUUCAACUCUAAACACUGCAGUUGCUGUCUUUUUUAAUCUUUAUUUUUUAAUUUUGCCUGAAUGCUGUACAGACUGAUAAUGCAAAAAUCAAUCCCCAUAUUUUUUUUCUUUUAAUCAUUCAGUAUUGUAAUAUAUUUAAUAUAAAAUAAAACUUUCAUCAACA
Messenger RNA from Anarrhichthys ocellatus (wolf-eel), 5862 nucleotides. It is a transcript of the gene adam22, whose product is annotated as ADAM metallopeptidase domain 22. NCBI's taxonomy places the organism in Eukaryota, Metazoa, Chordata, Actinopteri, Perciformes, Anarhichadidae. The record is from RefSeq and is a predicted model, not a curated record. Gene Ontology annotation, biological process: proteolysis. Bases 246 to 3008 code for a protein of 920 amino acids. Gene Ontology annotation, molecular function: metalloendopeptidase activity. The transcript has 31 exons. Gene Ontology annotation, cellular component: postsynaptic density membrane.